AUGGAUCCCGAUGGCCUGGAGGAUGCACUGGACCUGUCGAGAGACAGGUCCCAGAAUCAAGGCGUGUACAUCUACAAACCUGCAAAAUUUGGGAAAGCUACAGACGAACGACCUCCGAAACGGCGCAAGGUCUCCUUGACCGAUAACGAGGGAAAGCAACAUAAUGAGCAAUGCUUUGUGCCCUUAUUAAACGGAGAGGAAACCGCUGAGUGCGUGAAGUUGCGAUACGAUACCUAUAAGCAGAUGUGGUCGGAACAGGAGCACAAGAUUCAGGCUAUUCUUGAGGACGUCGAUGCUGGGGUCUUGAAGGAUGUGCUUUCCUUUGUGAGGGAGUCUUCACCUCCAACAUGCAACGGAUGUAUACCAACGGCUUUAGUGACGGUGGGCUCCAACGUAUCCUCUCUAAGCAGAUUACUCUCUCGCCUCAACGACCAAUUGACGACAUCCGGAGAGGGCGGUGUCGUGGUUCUGGAGUCAGGCGAUGCGCCUAACCUGAAGACAUCGCUGAAGAACAUUAUUCGAGCUGCGAUUACCAACACCGAAGAGAAAGGGCACCAAAAGUUGGUCCUCGCCUUGCGAGACAGCGAGGCCUUUGAUCCUGGGCUUUUGAUGGAUCUUCUAUCUCUAUUCAAGUCGUGGCUUGAUCGGAUUCCAUUCACCGUGCUCCUUGGUAUAUCAACCUCAGUUGAACUUUUCGAAGGUCGACUUCCCCGAUCUUGUGUCUCCUUACUUCAAGGAAAGCAUUUCGAGGUUCAAGAAGCAGGCAACUGCGUCGACCGUAUUUACGAGGCCAUACAGACAGAUCACAAUGGAAAAUUGUGGAUUGGUCGCAAUAUCACUAGCACUCUUUUUGAAAAGGCAAGCGACUAUUUUCAGACUCCGGAGGCUUUUAGUCGUAUGGUCAAAUAUGCGUAUAUGUCGCAUUUCUUUGCCAAUCCUCUUGCUGUGCUUCUGGGCUCCCCGUCAGUGUCUACACUCUCUCAGGGUCAUUUUUGUGAGGCAAUACGUAACCUUCCAUCUUUCCGAAUGUUCUGCGAUGACCUGGUCGAGGUUGGCUCUACCAAUGACGCACGAAAUCUGCUAGAGAAUGAUGAGUACCUACUCCAAGAAGUACUCAGCCACUUUGGAGCCGGGCAGGAAAAAAUGCAACAGCUUCUCCAGGCCGUGUUACUUAUUCAUGCUUGUCUUCAGCACACGCAAAGCACAAAAAAGACCAGUAUAUCUGAUCUAUCAACCCGCGCCCUAUCUGGAGAGCUGAGUGAGUCUCAAGUCUUGGAUGAUAUGCUAGCCACCGUGAGAACACUCGACUCCGGAAAACUGGGGGUUUUGCUUUCGUCCUUGCCUAAAAGUUCGUCCGUGCAUGCGCUAUUGGAAGAAAUCCAGGCAGAUUUCGCAACCUUGCUCGGACAGUCUAUACACUCCGUGCCACUACGCAGCGAAUACAAUAUAAACAGCUCCGUGGUGAAGACGACGGUUGUCCAGCAACGAAUUCUACUCAGCAAAGGCAAGGCCAACUUAUCGGAACAAGAUGUUGAAUACACCAAAGUUGUUGAUCGACUAGUUGGUGCGUUCCAGGAGUAUUUCGCAGAGACCUUGAUCCGGCCACAGGAUUUGUUUCUACAUGAAGCGUUUUUGUUUGACCUGCGAAACCCCCUGAAGGAAACCUUUGCCCCUCGGCCCCGAUUUGCGCUUGAGCGCGCCUUGGGAAGUCCCUUCGACUAUCUGAUUUCUUCAACAGAUCGAAAUGAGAAUAAGGUCUCAGCAAAGCAGCCUGCCACGGCUAUCUUAUAUCAGCUCUAUCUUGAGUCCGGGGCAUUGAUCAAUGUUCACGAUCUGUGGCAAGCGUUCUAUGGAGUCUUCGAGAGCGAUCAGGGCAACCAGUGCGACGACCGUAUGGUCUUGUCCAUGUUCUACGGAGCCAUGUCUGAUUUGAACAGAUUUGGGAUGGUCAAAAAUAGUCGGAAGAAAGCCGACCACUUGGCCAAGUCAUCGUGGAUGGGUUUGUAG
Messenger RNA from Penicillium macrosclerotiorum, 2007 nucleotides. RefSeq lists its product as uncharacterized. NCBI's taxonomy places the organism in Eukaryota, Fungi, Ascomycota, Eurotiomycetes, Eurotiales, Aspergillaceae. Gene Ontology annotation, biological process: DNA replication initiation; DNA replication. The record is from RefSeq and is a predicted model, not a curated record. Gene Ontology annotation, cellular component: nuclear pre-replicative complex; DNA replication preinitiation complex; nuclear origin of replication recognition complex. The transcript is spliced from 8 exons. The coding region runs from base 1 to 2007 and encodes 668 amino acids. Gene Ontology annotation, molecular function: DNA replication origin binding.